CUCCCAUGUGGUGUAGUUCCUCUGUUGAUAUUGCGAGCAGGUGUGUGGGAAGGUGUGGCCUGUGCAGGAAGAUCAGUGGGGAGAUUAGAGUUCAUCAGGAGAAGCUCUGAAAAGUUUUGCCUGUUUGACUGCAAUUAAAUCCUAAAUGUGCAGAUUUGACAUGUUGCAGCUCCUGCCCGUUGCGGUGUUGUGGUUCUACCUUCUCCUCCCGUCAAUGCUCUGUGACAACCUGCGCUGCUACUACAGCUACAUCCAGGAGAAGGGGAGGAAUGUUGAGCUCAUUGUGACAGAGUGUCCCCCUAAUGAGCUGUGCUUCAAGGCCGAUGGUCGCUACGGCAACCACAGUGUCCUGUCAGCCAGGGGAUGCAUGGCGGAGGUUGACUGCAGCCAGGUGCACAGCCUUACCAGUAAAGGAACAAUCUACAAAAUGACCUACAACUGCUGUGAUUGGCCAUACUGUAACUCCUGCCCGGGUAUCACACCUAAAUCCCUCUACUUUACUGUAACACUUGGAGUUGUAGCUGCGUUGGCCAGCCGGCUGUGACAACUGAUGUGCUACUGUACGUAACAGAUAUUUUUAGGGGCUUAUGUCAAGGGGGAAGAUGUAUUGUUCAACACCAAGUGAGCAGUGCUCAGAGGCAUCUCUGCAGCCUCAGCGUGGUGGAUGCCCAGUCUGAAGACACUGAGGUGUGCACCAUGAUAAUGGCAGACAUAUUCUUUUACAAUGCGGGUAUACAAAUGUCUUUUUAUAAUGUAUUAAUGUCUAUAAAUAAAUAUGUGGAAACAAACUUAUUCUAUGAUCUUUUGAAAACUUUCUGGCACUCACACCAUCAUGCAAAUACCAGACAGGGCUGGUG
Messenger RNA from Etheostoma cragini (Arkansas darter), 857 nucleotides. Its product is annotated as protein Bouncer-like. NCBI's taxonomy places the organism in Eukaryota, Metazoa, Chordata, Actinopteri, Perciformes, Percidae. The record is from RefSeq and is a predicted model, not a curated record. The transcript is spliced from 2 exons. The coding region runs from base 146 to 544 and encodes 132 amino acids.